Rhizopus microsporus ATCC 52813 is the source of this 1352-nucleotide messenger RNA. RefSeq lists its product as uncharacterized. Lineage: Eukaryota; Fungi; Mucoromycota; Mucoromycetes; Mucorales; Rhizopodaceae. The coding region runs from base 50 to 1243 and encodes 397 amino acids. The record is from RefSeq and is a predicted model, not a curated record. The transcript has 3 exons. Gene Ontology annotation, cellular component: plasma membrane; fungal-type cell wall. Gene Ontology annotation, biological process: fungal-type cell wall organization.
GAGAGAAAAGUACGUUCUUUACAUUUUUUUUUUUCUGUGUGAAUAUUCUAUGAAGAUAAAUACAACACUUGGCUUAUUGGCUAGUACAAUUCUUUUGUGGGUCCAGCAGACGAAUGCUGCCUCCUGUCAAGGAGAGCUCAAGGUGACCACUCAGCUAGACAUGGACAAGGCUCGUAGCUGUAAGACAUAUAAUGGAAAUAUCGUCGUGGACAACACUGGUGUUGGUUCACUCACUUUGCAUGGCGUGGAGCUCCUUGAAGGCGAUUUGAUUGUGACCAGCAACGAUGCUCUGCAGUCCUUCUCCAUGCCCAAAUUGCAAGGCGUUAAUGGUGAGCUAAAGUUUGCCAACAAUAAACUUUUAGGAUCGCUUGACAUGAGAGAGUUGUAUGCUGUUCGUUCGCUUGAAGUCAGUGUGCAUCCUGCGCUGAACGAGCUCAAGUUUCCCAAAGGCUUGACUGAGGCAGAAAAGAUCACGAUCACGGAUACGACUGUGACCAGAGUGGAUGGAUUGAAAAUGAACUCGGCCCAUGAUAUUUACAUUUCUAACAAUAUUUACUUGAAGACAUUUGCUUUAUCCAACGUGACCACUUUGAAUAACGUACUUAUCAGUGCCAACUCGCCUGCAUUACAAGUAGAUCUUUCUAAAAUACAAGGAAUGCGUGAAGCUACUUUCCGUAAUGUAGCCGGUUUGAAUCUUGAUGGUUUAGUUAAGGUUGCAGGCGAUAUGUCAUUCAUUUCCAACUCGUUUGAAACACUCGACUUGCCAUCUGUCACCGAGAUUUUAGGAACACUCACGCUCCAAGAUAACAUGCAGCUGAAUAAUCUUUCCAUGGCCAAAUUAUCCCACUUGGGAGGUGCUCUCUCUGUAAGCGGAAACACCAAGCUGGCCUCUAUUCAGGCCUUUGCUAACCUGCAACAAGUGGAUGGUACACUGGAUAUCAUUGGUGGAUUUGACGAAAUGCAAUUACCUGCUAUUAGUGAUAUACGUGGUGGAUUGAACGUUCAGACAUCCAGCAGUACCUUCUCCUGUGACGCGAUGAACAAGCUAAAGAAUGGGGUUAUCAAAGGCAAUACGUUUACUUGUAAAGCAGCUGUAGCUCAUCCAAAGUCGGGUAUUCGAGGUGGAAAGAAUGGUAAAGGAGGAUCGAGUGAUAGUGAUAACUUUGAAGGUGCUGCCUCAGUAAUUAGUGUUGGCUACUACUUGGCAGUCGGAGCUGUGUUGACUACCUUGUUCGUGGUUUAAGCCAAUAGAAAUAGAUCGGAGCCAAGCAAUUCUCUCUCUACUUUUCACAACUUUACAAUAAACAUCUUUUUCUCUUCUUUUGCUUUUUUUUGUACAUUUGUAUAUAAAG